AUGGCUUCAAACUUUCUUAUGGGAGAUGUGAACUUAUCUCUAUCAAACAAUAGCCAUAUUGAAACAAAUGAAGCCGAGGAAGAUCGUAUGCUAUGGUUAGAGAUGCAAUUACUAAAAAGCUCUUUGAUGAUCUUCUAUACAGCACAAGAAAAGAAGAACGUUGUGCUGGAACUGUUUGGUUUAUCAAUUACAAUGUAUUGUGGCCAUAAACCCUGCUAUUCAGAAAUGCUUCCAGACAUUCAGGAGCUGGCCUCGCAAGGGAUGAGCAUUGUGUAUGAACUUGGUGAUGCCUCAAUGAAGGAAAACUUGCUUGUUGAAGACUCUGAAGUGUUUCAAGAGGGAGUUAUGGUGAAGGUCUUAGUGGAGGGAAACUCAGCACGUAUAAGGAGCUUUGCAACGUAG
Molecule: messenger RNA, 402 nt
Organism: Prunus armeniaca (apricot)
Lineage: Eukaryota; Viridiplantae; Streptophyta; Magnoliopsida; Rosales; Rosaceae
Source: the annotation of a GenBank genome assembly